AUGCGUCUACCGCACUCUAACAACGCCACCACACCUCUCAUCGCCACACCCGCACCUACACAUUGCCCUUCCCUGCCAUCUCCCCAAUAUUACCUCACUCGUCUAUCUUACUCCCCUCACCCUCUGUGCCCCUCCCUGGCCUGUAUCUGCUCCCUGUCUUUCCACCCCCCCUUGUCCUAUAUCCCCGCUAUGUCCUUUCUUUGCGCUUUCUCCCCAUGCUUCCCUCUCUCCCCUCUCUUACUCCCCUCACCCCUCCCUGCCCUCUCUCCCCAUACCAUCGUCUCUCCCCUCUUGUACUCCCCUCUCCCAUCCCUGCCAUAUCUGCCCACCCCGUCCCCUCUCCCUCCCUGCCACAUCUCCCCACCCCGUCCCCUCUCCCAUCCCUGCCAUAUCUCCCCACCCCGUCCCCUCUCCCAUCCCUGCCAUAUCUCCCCACCCCGUCCCCUCUCCCCUCCCUGCCAUAUCUCCCCACCCCGUCCCCUCUCCCAUCCCUGCCAUAUCUCCUCACCCCGUCCCCUCUCCCCUCCCUGCCAUAUCUCCCCUCCCUGCCCUCUCUUGACCCCAUGCCCUCUCUCCCUCUCUUCCUGA
Messenger RNA from Closterium sp. NIES-65, 588 nucleotides. Lineage: Eukaryota; Viridiplantae; Streptophyta; Zygnematophyceae; Desmidiales; Closteriaceae. The record is from the annotation of a GenBank genome assembly.